UUGGAAAGUGAAACUAAACACAGAAGCCAGGAACCGUUACAAUGGACUUCAACAAUGAGGCAGGAAACCUGGCUGAAGAUUUAACCUGUCCUGUCUGCUUGGACAUGUUUCAUGAACCUGUGACCCUGGAGUGUGGGCAUAACUUCUGCAAUUCCUGUGUCAGCACAUUUUGGGACAGUCAGUUGUUCCCUUCUUGUCCUGAGUGCAGGCAGGAGUUCCAGACAAGGAAGUGCAUCAUUAACAGAGCUCUGGCAAAUGUGGCGGAGAAAACACAGCGACUGAAGUGGGGCUGUGAAAGCCAGCAGCUGCUGCAUCUGUGCACAAAACAUGAGGAAAGGCUGCAGUUGUUCUGCACAGAGGACGAGUCACUUGUAUGUGUAAUGUGUGUGCCCAAACAUCCGCGGCAUAACCUCAUAUCCUUGCAGGAGGCCGUAAGGAUGUACCAGGACAAACUGCGAAAAACCACACCCACACUGGAAUCUGUACAAAAAGAGCUCCAGAACCUGCAGAAGAAACAGGAGCAGAAGCUUACAGACAUUAAAGAGAAGGUGGUGAACCUGCAGCAACACAUCACAUCUGAAUUUUCCAUACUCCACGUGUUUCUCCGAGCUGAGGAAGAUAAGUUGCUCCAAAAUCUGAGGAAAGAAGCAGCAGAGAUUCAAAGAGAGAUGGAAGAAAACCUGAGGAAAAUUCAAGAGGAAAACAAUGUCACCAAGGAGAUGAUAGCAGAUGUUCAAUCAAGGAUGAGACAGUCGGAAUCUGUGUCUUUUCUAACAGAUAUCAAGAAUCUUGCAAAAAACUGCUCUGAAAAAUACAAGAAUGCCAAGCCCAAGUCUACUCUGGUGAAACGGGACCUAAGUCGUGGGGUGUACAAAGGCCCCCUUCAGUAUAAAGUCUGGAAGCAGAUGCUGGCCAUCAUUUGCCCAGGACUUUCUCCCCUGAAACUGGACCAAAGGACAUCACACCCAAAGCUCAUUCUAUCUAGGGACCUGACCAGUGUAAAGCAUGCUGAUAAAUGGCAGGACCUCCCUGAUAACCCUGAACGAUUUGACCGAUGUGUCUGUGUUGUAAGCUCACAAGGCUUUACAUCUGGAAAGCACUACUGGGAAGCUGAGGUGGGUGCAAAAACUCACUGGUCAUUGGGUGUGUCAAGUGAGUCUGCAAACAGGAAGGGAAGUAUCACAACAUGCCCUGCGAAUGGGUACUGGAUCAUGUGGCUAAAGCAUGGCAUGAUAUAUGAAGCACAAAAUUCACCACCCAAAGUGCUCGCCCUCACCAAGAAACCCCAGAAGAUUGGCGUGUACCUAGACUACGAGGGAGGACAAGUGUCCUUUUAUGAUGCUGAUGACAUGUCCCAUAUCUAUACUUUCACAAAUAUCUUCAAGUCCAAACUCUACCCUCUUUUCAGUCCUGAUUUAAACUUCAAUGGUGCAAAUGGUGAUCCACUGAAAAUAUUUCAGCUGGUGCUUUAGACAUUAUAGAUUAUUAGCAGUUAUGGUAUAUUCAUGGUGACUGUGCUUGCACUGCUAGUAUUUAAAGGUGCCUUUCUAUUUUCUGGUAGCAGUCUUGUAACUGUAUUCAUAUAAUGAGUAUAAACAUUCCUUACAGGUACAUGAAAGGUUGAGACCUACCAGUAGAUUGUACAGACAAUUCAGACUGAAUUUUAAAAAGCAAUUAAUGGAUGCUGUCCCAUAGUUUAAGGAUCUGGUAUCUUUAUUCUUUGCAGAAACCAAGUACGGUCCUACAGUUUAAACAAGAAUUAAACAAUGAUGUCAAAUUCCAUAGUGUCAUUUGCCAGACUACAACCAUGCUAAAACCUACCAAUAAACACAUCACAGAGAUACAACAUAUAACCGAAGUACCAAUGCAGGCUUUAAAUAUGAAUUCACUAUGUAACAACAGAAAUGUACUCAAUCAUGUAGGUCAUGGGGGAGGGGUUACUUACAUCUCAUGUCAGUUAGUUUGUACAUUGCGAAAGGACUACACGGGGUGCGGAUAAACGUCAGUAAGUCAUAACAUGCUUAGUCAUAUUGGUUAAUUAAUUUACUCAGUGAUUCUGAAAACUGUAACCCAUAUGCCAAAAUAUAAGACAAUGGCAAACACAUUCCUAGCUGCACAGCUAAGAAAUGCCAUUUAUAAAUUAAAUAAUACAACAGAUCUUAAAUACAACUGCUUGUCUACUUAUAGUGAGAGACUUCAGUGUGAAUUAUAUGGACGAUAGUCAUGUCUCUUACUGUUUAAUGACUUGGUUGCACCCUGUAAGAACACCACGACACAGAAGUAAAUAACCUGCUAACCCAAAACCUCCUGUGUUUUGUUGCUUCUAGUAACAAUAACCAAAAGGAUGACAGUGAAUAAAAGAAAAACUAAUAACCAAACCAAAAUCCACUGUGAACAACCAAAUAAGAGAAUGAGCCGAUGGUAUAAGGUUUAUUGGAUCCACAAAGGACAAUAUUAACGCUGCUAGUAUAGUUGACAUUUUCAUUAUAAAACUUCAUCAAAUACAAAAUAAAAUACAAUACCUUCCCAGUAUGUAAUUAGAAAACAUAAUUAGAAGCAGAACGCCAUUGGAUAUAUCAGUAAUCAAUCUACCCUGACUAAUGAAAAUUUCAUGAACUGUAAUUAAAAACAUAUAUUAAAAUCUUGUAAAAACAAUGCAGCUAUGUAACAUUAAAACCACAUAAUACAUGUAUAUACGCCAAAAUGCAUAUACGAAAUUAUAUAAAACAUAAACUUAAAAGUAAAAAUUCAUGUAUUGUCUUU
Molecule: messenger RNA, 2763 nt
Organism: Protopterus annectens (West African lungfish)
Lineage: Eukaryota; Metazoa; Chordata; Ceratodontiformes; Protopteridae
Product: zinc-binding protein A33-like
Exons: 6
Coding region: 42-1472 (476 amino acids)
Molecular function (GO): zinc ion binding; protein binding
Source: RefSeq, a predicted model, not a curated record